Molecule: messenger RNA, 357 nt
Organism: Staurois parvus
Lineage: Eukaryota; Metazoa; Chordata; Amphibia; Anura; Ranidae
Source: the annotation of a GenBank genome assembly
GGAUUGGAACACCUGAAUCACAUUGAUAUGGAGGGGAUUGGAACACAUCUGAAUCACAUGAUAUGGAGGGGAUUUCAUGGAACAUCUGAAUCACAUGAUAUGGAGGGGAUUGGAACACCUGAACACCUGAAUCACAUGAUAUGGAGGGGAUUGGAACACACUGAAUCACAUGAUAUGGAGGGGAUUGGAACACCUGAAUCACAUGAUAUGGAGGGGAUUGGGACACCUGAAUCACAUGAUAUGGAGGGGAUUGGAACACCUGAAUCACAUGAUAUAUGGAUGAGGGAUUGGAAAAAACACCUGAAUCACAUGAUAUGGAGGGGAUUGGAACACCAGAAUCACAUGAUAUGGAGGGGA